Messenger RNA from Zychaea mexicana, 1650 nucleotides. RefSeq names its product permease family-domain-containing protein. Bases 1 to 1650 code for a protein of 549 amino acids. The transcript is spliced from 7 exons. The record is from RefSeq and is a predicted model, not a curated record. Gene Ontology annotation, biological process: xanthine transport; transmembrane transport. Gene Ontology annotation, cellular component: fungal-type vacuole; membrane. Gene Ontology annotation, molecular function: xanthine transmembrane transporter activity. Lineage: Eukaryota; Fungi; Mucoromycota; Mucoromycetes; Mucorales; Lichtheimiaceae.
AUGCCUUAUAUUCCGUUUUUUAAGAAGCACGCCAACCGUUCCGAAUUCUAUGGACCCGAUGAAGAUAUUCCCGUCUUUGUGGCUAUCUUGAUGGGUGUCCAACAUUUCUUGGGCUGUGUCGGUGGCCUUAUCACGCCUACGCUUUUGAUUUCCGGCACAGGUGCCACUGCGCUUAAUCUGGACGCAGAAACCCGCUCAUAUAUGAUUGCUGCAUCUUUUAUUGUAUCCGGUAUCACUAGUUUGGUCUAUACCUCACGAUUCCGAGUACCACGCACCCGGUAUUACGUCGGUGUUGGUUUAUUAGAAGUCGCUGGUGUUGCCUUUUCUGCUCUUCCUGCUGCUCAAGCUAUGGUUGAAAACAUGUAUAUCGAUGGUACCUGUCAAACCGAAACCCUUUCCGACGGUACGAUCAACUACCUGCCAUGCCCCGACGGUUUUGGUGCCAUUCUCGGCACACAGAUCAUCGGCUCUAUCCUUUCUAUCAUUUUCAGUUUCGUCUCACCUCGUAUUCUUAAGCGUUUGUUCCCCAAAAUUGUCACCGGCAUUGUGCUUUUCUGUAUCGGCGCCAAAUUGAUUACGAGCAGUAUGAAGAAUUGGGCUGGUGGCUCUGGUCCCUGCAUGCAAAUGCCCGAUGACGGCUUAUUUGCCCUCUGUCCCAACAUUAACGCGCCGAACCCACAGCCAUGGGGUGGUCCGGUGAACUUUGCCCUUGGUGCUUCCGUCUUCUUCACUAUUCUUCUUAUUGAAUUGCUCGGAUCGGUCUUUUUAAAGAACGUCUCGGUUGUUAUUGGUUUGAUUGUCGGCUGUAUUAUUGCUGCCGGUAUUGGCAUGUUUGAUAGUUCCUCUAUUGAUGCCGCUCCCGCAGGAACCUUUUUGUGGGUCAAGACAUUCAAAUUGUCGAUUUAUGGUCCCGGUGUCAUCCCCGUUCUGUUCUCACAGCUGGCUAUCAUUAUCGACAGUAUUGGUGAGAUCACGGCUGUAUGUGAUGUUUCCCAAAAGGCGAUUGAGGGUGACGAAUUCCAAUCGCGUAUCCAGGGCGGUUUGUUGACGGAUGGUCUUCUUGGUAUCUUCUCCGGUUUGGGAACCACUAUGAGCACUGUCUUGUUUACGCAAAACAACGGUAUCAUUGCUGUAACUCGCUGUGCAAGUCGUAUUGCUGGCUUUGUAUGCGCUGGUAUUCUCAUAUUGUGCGGUAUUCUCGGCAAAUUCUCAGCCACAUUUUUGGCGAUUCCAGAGCCUCUUAUUGGUGGUAUGACGGUGUAUUUGUUUGCUUCAGUCGCCACAUCUGGAUUGAGAAUCCUCGCAUAUUUGGAAUGGACGCGUCGAGAUCGUGUGAUUAUCGCUUCCUCGCUAGCCAUCGGUUUGGGUGUUUUGCUUGUUCCUAACUGGUUCAAGUUCGUCCUACCUACUGUGGAAAAUGCUGCUUUGAACGGUUUUUACAGCGCUAUCCGAACUGUAGUUUCUACUAGCAACAUUAUCGGUGGUAUCAUGGCUGUCCUUCUUAACUUGAUUCUACCUUAUGAAGAAGAGGAGAGUGCGGAUCAAACAUCAUCGGCAGAGUCAGAAGCUAAACCCAUGGGCGGUGCACAUCGCAUGUAUUACGAUGAGGAGCAACAGCAGCAGCAAGAAGCAAUUACCCAGAAGAACUAA